AUGCCGAAAAAGGAAGAAAACCAAGUUAUGUCAGGUAUGCUAAGCCUUCCUGAAGACGUAAUUUGCAAAAUACUGUCAGGGUUCCGUGCUAAAGCUAUAAUGCGACUCAGGCGCGUAUGCAAAUCAUGGUAUGUACCUCUGUUUGAUGAAUCAAAAUUGUCAUCUGUAUCGCGGGAAGCAUCAUGGAAUAUUGAGAGGGCGGUGACAGUUAGUGGCCGACACGAGAUCAAAGGGAAAGGUAACGAUAUUGCUAAUAUAUGGGGUUCUUGUGAUGGUUUGUUAUACAUGUACGUAGGGGAAAGACAUUACAUGAAUAAUCCAAUAACUAAUAAACGUAGUCCAAUACCCCCACCGCAAUGCAAGUCGGUACUUUCCGAUUAUACCGUUGGAUUCGCUUACAGUUCCAAGAAUGAUGAUUACAAAAUAGUAUGCAUUCCAUGUAGUCCUCGCACUAAUUUAAGCGUUGAGGUUUAUUCAUCAAAAACAAAUUUGUGGAAAUUUGUACAAUGCACUGAAUAUGAAUGCAGCAAGCGAAAUGGCGUACUUGUUAGUGGUCAUCUUCAUUGGAUGGCCGUUCACGACCGCGUGAGUACUAGAUAUGAUCAUCAUGGUGGUCCAGAUGAUGAUAUUAUUGCUUUCGAUGUUAGCAAUGAUACAAUCAAACUCGUCGAUAAGCCAGAAUCAUUCCUCUACGUUAAGGAGGAGUACUUCUUGAGUGUUGGUGAUUUAGGAGGUCGGCUUUGCUUAUUAUGUAAUAAAUUUGGUACCCAAUGUAUGGACAUCUGGGUUAUGGAGGAUUACGGUGUGAGAAGGUCUUGGACUAAGCGUCUUAGUACAGAAAAUUUAUGGUAUAUGAAUAAGAAUAAUCGCAAAUGCUAUCCUAAGUUUCUUUAUUUAACAAGAUCGUCUACAAACGGUGUGAUCCUAUUUGAGGUCUCAAAGAGCAAAUUUAUUAUAUAUAACCCCAAGUACCGAAGGAUUGAAGUGCUUAACGUUGACGGAAUCCCGAAGGGAUGGUCACAGAGUGUGACUUAUACGGCAAGUCUAAUUUCACUUGAUACGUCACAAGGUUACAUUCACGUCAUCAUUACUUCAUCUGGCCCGGCACAACCGUGCAUGUGUACUGGCAUCUACGGCCCUCCUCAUCCAGAUGCAAGAACAGAUUUGUGGCAAGAUUUCCUAACAAUCUUCCCAAAUACCAACAUCUCAACUCCGUGGCUCCUAAUAGGGGACUUUAAUGACAUCGUGGAUCAAUCGGAGAAAAAAGGUGGCAGACAAAUCACUUAUAGUCAUACUCAACCGUUCGUGGCAAUGAUCGACCAGAUGGGUUUUAUCGAUCUUGGAUUUCGAGGAGAUCCAUUUAACUUGGACAAAGAACCAACAAGGUCAAGACAACAUCAUGGAAAGACUAUAUAG
Messenger RNA from Papaver somniferum (opium poppy), 1416 nucleotides. RefSeq names its product F-box protein At3g07870-like. Lineage: Eukaryota; Viridiplantae; Streptophyta; Magnoliopsida; Ranunculales; Papaveraceae. The coding region runs from base 1 to 1416 and encodes 471 amino acids. The record is from RefSeq and is a predicted model, not a curated record. The transcript has 3 exons. Gene Ontology annotation, molecular function: protein binding.